AUGGGUGGUCACGGCCAUGGGGCUCCUUACACCAUACCGAAGUAUACUGAAUUCAAGACUAAAGGCAUCCCACAACUGGAAGAACUUGAGAAAGCGCUCGCCCAAAAAGGAUUGAAAGACCCCUGGAUCAGGAAUGAAGCCUGGAGGUAUCAUCCCGGUUUUGGCACAAAGCUUCAGAGAGCUCGUAAGCUGUUCUUCCGCGGGUUUCCCCUUGGUCUAGCACUCACCAUUGCUACCGUUGCCUUCGACAAGCUGGCCGGCGGAGAGGACCAUGAUCACGGACACCACUAG
Messenger RNA from Danaus chrysippus (African queen), 291 nucleotides. The record is from the annotation of a GenBank genome assembly. Lineage: Eukaryota; Metazoa; Arthropoda; Insecta; Lepidoptera; Nymphalidae.